GCGUAAGGACAUUAACGUCAGUGAUCCGCAUAAUAUCUCUUCAGAUUUCUAUCAUUCUUUAUUUUUUUUUUCUGUCGACUCCACCAUCCUCCGUUUCUCAUUUCAAACACAAACUCUCGUAAUUCGUCUGAAAUUCAUCUCAAGACCAUGGAAAUCACAAACUCUCUUGUCUUCUCCUUCGCAAUCUCUCUCCUUCUCUUCUCAAAUCCCGCAUCUUCCGAUCCCCAAAUCAACCUCCUAGAGACGGCUUGCAACACGUACAAUGCAACCAACCCAUCCAUCUUCUCUUCCAACGUCGAUUCCGUCCUCGCCGAGCUCAUGUCCCAACUCAAUUCCACCUACUUUGCUACGGCCCAGCGCACCCGCACCGAGGAAGUGGUCUACGCUCUCGCCCAGUGCCGGCACUACCUCUCUACAUCCGACUGCCUUUCCUGCAUCUCUAGGGCCACUUCCCAGCUCCGAACCCACUGCUUGAACCUCGCCGGGGCCCACGCCAACUAUGACGGUUGCUUCCUCCGUUACGAGGACGUUGGAUUCUUCGACCAGUAUUCGCAGCUCUGGAGAUUCGGGUCCUGUGGGAAUAGCACGGAGGAAGGCGGUGGUUUCGCUGAGACGGCCAGGGAGGUGUUGAUGGAUCUAUACAUGGCGACACCGAGGAUAAACGGGUUUUUCGCCACAGCGAGGAGGGCGACGGUGGGGGGCAAAGUUGUGUAUGGCGUGGCUCAGUGCUUGGAGACAGUGGGCGAGACUAGUUGUGAGGAAUGCCUGAAGGGGGCAUAUGGGAAUAUAGAGAACUGUCCACCGAGUGCUGAUGGUCGGGCCAUGGACGGUGGGUGUUUUCUGAGGUAUUCAAACACAGCUUUCUUUCGCGAUGAUCAGGUGACAGAUCUUGCACCGUUUCUGAAAAGAGGAUCCACCAGCAAUAAAAAAGCCAAAAUUGGAGGUAUCGUUGGAGCAGCUGCCGUUAUCCUGCUACUCGUUCUCCUGUUUGCAAUGCUUCGACGUUAUAAAAGGACUGAUAACACUCGAAAUAGAAGAAUACUAGGGGCGACAGAACUGCGUGCUGCGGUGAAUUUCCAUUACAAAGAUCUCAAAUCUGCGACUGAAAAUUUCAGUGAAGGAAAUAAACUGGGACAAGGGGGGUUUGGAGAUGUAUACAAGGGUGUUAUGAAGAAUGGGAAAACAGUAGCUGUCAAGAAACUAAUGAUACACGAAUCGGGCAGAGACGAGGCAGAUUUUGAGAGCGAAGUGAAGCUUAUAAGCAAUCUUCAUCACCGAAAUCUCGUUCGUUUGCUUGGAUUUUGCAGUAACGGCCCUGAAUUGCUGCUUGUUUAUGAAUACAUGGAGAAUAGUAGCCUUGACAAAUUCUUAUUCGGAGAUAGGCAUGGAACCCUGAACUGGAAACAGCGAUUUGAUAUAAUUAUUGGCAUGGCUCGUGGCCUUGCAUAUAUGCACGAGGAAUUCCAUGUUUGUAUCAUACACAGAGACAUAAAAUCCAGUAAUAUACUUCUUGAUGAUGAAUUCCAGCCUAGGAUUGCAGAUUUUGGGCUGGCAAGGCUUCUACCGAACAACCGGAGCCAUCUCAACACCAGAGUUGCCGGAACCCUGGGGUACACGGCACCUGAAUAUGCAAUCCAUGGGAAGUUAUCCAAGAAGGCCGACACAUACAGCUUUGGGGUGGUGGUGCUGGAAAUCAUAAGCGGUCAGAGGAGUAAUGACAUAAAGAUUGAACCCAUCACUCAAUAUCUUCUCGAAUGGGCAUGGAGGUUGUAUGAGGAGGAUUCGCUGAUGGAGUUGGUGGACAAGAGCAUGGAUCUUAGUGAAUGCAGAACGGAUGAAGUGAAGAAAGCUAUAGAGAUAGGUCUCAUGUGCACCCAGGCACCUGCGUUAAGGCCAACCAUGUCCCAGGUUGUGGUUUUGCUGCUGAGCCAAGACGAUCCAGGUCUCAACCUGAACAGACCCGCCUUCAUAGAUGCCCCCAACAGAAAGCAUCAUAGAGCCCUUAAAGACACGUCCACCUCUACUGCCUCGUCCUCGUCCAAUGCCACCUUGUCAAUCACCCAAAUGUCGGGCCGUUGAGGUGUCAUCCUUCCAUUUGAUGGAGACUGUAAAAAAACCAGAUAAAUGAAAUAAAGAUCUUUAGAACA
Messenger RNA from Magnolia sinica, 2147 nucleotides. Its product is annotated as cysteine-rich receptor-like protein kinase 43. Gene Ontology annotation, biological process: protein phosphorylation. The coding region runs from base 148 to 2079 and encodes 643 amino acids. Gene Ontology annotation, molecular function: protein kinase activity; ATP binding. NCBI's taxonomy places the organism in Eukaryota, Viridiplantae, Streptophyta, Magnoliopsida, Magnoliales, Magnoliaceae. The record is from RefSeq and is a predicted model, not a curated record. The transcript is spliced from 7 exons.